Messenger RNA from Polistes dominula (European paper wasp), 2334 nucleotides. It is a transcript of the gene usp, whose product is annotated as retinoid X receptor ultraspiracle. Lineage: Eukaryota; Metazoa; Arthropoda; Insecta; Hymenoptera; Vespidae. Gene Ontology annotation, biological process: regulation of DNA-templated transcription. The record is from RefSeq and is a predicted model, not a curated record. Gene Ontology annotation, molecular function: sequence-specific DNA binding; nuclear steroid receptor activity; zinc ion binding. Gene Ontology annotation, cellular component: nucleus.
AGAGGCAGGCAGACCGGCCGGCUGGCACUCGGGUGCCUUUAGCGCCCGUGCAUCUCCGAGUCAGUCAGUCGGUCGGUCGGUCUCUCGGUCGGUUCAUUCGCUAAAGCUCUUGCUUUCUCGUUGAAGAAACGAACACGCGAGUUGUGUUAUUUUCUUCCCCCCUUUUUAACCCGCCUGCCCACCCCCUAUCUCCCACACCCCUCCCCCUUAAUUCACGUUACAACACAACGUUUUAUCUUAAACGUGUAACUUUCGUUCGUGGAAUUUUUUUAUGUCAUUUAAAACGCGAUUGAGAGAAAUAUCUUUUUAAGACAAACAAAUUUGAACAAAAACUACGAACUCUCGUCGAAUGAUAAUUAAUUAAUUAUUAUUAUUAUUAUUGAUACUAAUCGUAUUAAGAAACGAACCAAAGAGAUUAUAGAACAGUGCCGUUUAAUGAUCCGUAUACCAAAUUGAUACCAAAAUAAUAUAGUGACAAAUUUACGUGAGUGUGAGAUGGUGUCGAAGAAAUUAAACGUGUUUUGACAAAGUAAGAAAAAUCAAAUCAAAACAAACAAUUUAAACAAGCAAAUAAAAAGAUAUGGAAAUUGAAUGACUGUUGAUAUCGUUUAAAAAUAAAAAAUAAAAGUGUUGUUGUUGUUGAGUUUGCGAGAGGGUGUACGUGUGUGUGUAUGUGUUUGUAAGUGAGAGAGUGUACAAAGAAAAACGUGAGAAAAAAAGCAUCAAGAUGAUGAAAAAGGAGAAACCUAUGAUGUCCGUGACGGCCAUUAUCCAGGGAACGCAAGCUCAACAUUGGGCUCGUGGUAAUACCUGGUUAAGCCUGGAUAAUAGCAACAUGUCGAUGUCAUCAGUAGGCCCACAGAGUCCACUUGACAUCAAACCCGAUACGGCUAGUCUAAUAAGUCCAGGAAACUUCAGUCCUUCAGGUCCUAACAGUCCAGGAUCCUUCAACGCUGCUGGUUGUCACAGCAACCUCUUGAGUACCUCGCCAAGUGGACAGAACAAAGCGGUUACACCAUACCCACCGAAUCACCCUCUGUCAGGCAGCAAACAUCUUUGUUCGAUUUGUGGUGAUCGAGCUAGUGGCAAACAUUAUGGUGUUUAUAGCUGCGAAGGAUGCAAAGGAUUUUUCAAAAGGACCGUUCGCAAGGAUCUCUCGUAUGCCUGUCGCGAAGAAAAAUCUUGCAUAAUCGACAAAAGACAGAGAAAUCGUUGCCAAUAUUGUCGAUAUCAAAAAUGUUUGGCCAUGGGAAUGAAACGAGAAGCUGUACAAGAGGAACGACAACGUACCAAGGAACGAGAUCAAAGUGAAGUUGAAAGUACAAGCAGUCUUCAUGCUGAUAUGCCGAUCGAACGUAUUUUAGAAGCUGAGAAGAGAGUUGAAUGCAAGAUUAUCCAACAAAUUGUAACAACCGAAGAAAAGGAUCUAAUGUUGCAGAUACGCCACGCUUCAAAUAAACAGAUGUUUCAACUGGUAGCAUGGGCUAGACUCAUCCCUCAUUUUACCUCGUUACCAAUGGAAGAUCAAAAGUUAUUACUAAGGUGUGGCUGGAACGAGUUGAUGAUAGCAUCCUUUUCUCAUCGUUCAACUUCUUACAAGGAUUGUCUUGUUUUGGCAAAUGGUUUUCUCAUCAACCGUGAAUUGGCACCACAUACUGGCGUAAGCCCGAUAUUUGAUCACGUCCUAUCCGAACUUGUAACCAAGAUGCGAGAUAUGAAGGUGGACAAAACUGAAAUAGGUUGUCUCAGAUCAAUAAUCCUGUACAAUCCUGAUGUACGAGGUUUAAAAUCCAUCCAAGAGGUCGGUCUUCUACGUGAGAAGGUUUACGCAGCAUUAGAAGAUUAUACACGUGUAUCUUGUCCGAACGAUUCAGGAAGAUUCGCUAAGUUAUUACUUCGCUUACCAUCCAUUCGUUCAAUCGCCCUCAAAUGUCUCGAACAACUUUUCUUCUAUAAGCUGGUCGGUAACAUACCAAUCGAAGACUUCCUAAAGGAGAUGCUGGAGAGACCCCUUGAAGAAUGCAUCUAAGAGGAACAAAAGGUGUGUCUCAUUUUAGGGCACACCGAUCUCUAAACGAAAGGUGAAAGAGAUUCAAAAUGUAAAAAGGAAAGAUGAAAAAAAAGAUAGGAAGAGAGAAAGAGAGAGAAAAAGAGAAAGAAAGAAAGAAAGAAAGAAAGAAAGAUAAAUUAACAAAAGGAAAUAACGCUGGGUAGAAAGAUGAUUAAUUAUGGGAUUAUUAAAAAAUAAAAGAAAUUAGAAAGAAAACAGAGCUAUACGUUAACACCAUACUACUUACUAUAUAACAAUGGUAACAAUUGCAACAAAAAUUAAGA